AUCAGCCAUGUACGAGCAAGCGAUCCGCGGCGUCCUCGCGGCCACGACAGGCGCGGCGGCGCUCUGGUUCUUUGCGGCUCCGCAAGACGUGGUGAGCGCGGAGCCCGUCAAAACGGGGACGGCGCACAAAUCGCGCCUGCGCCCGACGCCAACUGGAGGAGACAUGUCCUUCUUCAACGCGCAGGAGGUCGCCAAUGCUGACUCCUGCCACCUGUCUCGCGAGGGCGGCAAGAUGCUCUGAGGCGGCUCGCCUUUCUCUCCUUUGCAAUAGUUCUGCCCGCUGCGCUUGUGUGAGCACUGGUCCAAUUUUGUGCGCGCGGCUCUCUCCUACGAAUAGCGGUGCCCCCUGCUACUUGGCCCGUAGUGCGCGCACGACAUGCUCGAUGAGCGUUGUGCGUUCGCGUGAUUGUUUGUGUAUUUGCCCCGUUUGUGCCUGGCAGCCGCCUUGAACAUGGUCAUAUUUAAAAGCAA
Messenger RNA from Emiliania huxleyi CCMP1516, 471 nucleotides. RefSeq lists its product as hypothetical. NCBI's taxonomy places the organism in Eukaryota, Haptophyta, Isochrysidales, Noelaerhabdaceae. The record is from RefSeq and is a predicted model, not a curated record. The transcript has 2 exons. Bases 195 to 449 code for a protein of 84 amino acids.